AGCCCCAGGGGGACACUCCCCAUGCUGACAGCACAGCACCACAGGCCACACCCUGCGAUGACAUCAGAGUCCCAGAGGUCACGCCCUGUGGUGACAUCACGGCCCCAGCACUGAGGACACGAUGGCCGCCCCCUCCCCCAGCCUGCAGCGGGAGCAGCAGCAUGCGGCCGACAUCAUCCGCCUCCUGACGCUCUACCGGCCGCUGCUCGACGCUUACGUCAUCGACUUCUUUGUCGAGGGGCUGUGGGCGCAGCUCCCCCCGCCCUGGCAGGCCGCCCUGGCCACCGCAGCCCCCCAGCAGCUAGCUGGGCUCCUGGGGGGCCGGGGGGGGCCGGGGGCUACCUGGCCCCUCUCCCUGCUAGCCUUCGCCGCCGCCGCCCGCGCCCUCGCCUUCCCCCGCGGCCAGUCGGGGGGGCUCCCCGCGCCCCCCUGCCAGAGCGCCCGCCUGCACCCCCUGCUCCGCCGCCACGUCAAGCCCAAGAAGCAGCACGAGAUCCGGCGCCUGGGGAAGCUCCUGCAGCGGCUGAGCCAGGCCACCAGCUGCGACCGUGUGGUGGAUGUCGGAGCGGGGCAGGGCCACCUCUCCCGGUUCCUGGCCUUCGGCCUCGGCUUAUCCGUCACCGCGGUGGAGGGUGACGGCCGCCUGGCCGGGAUGGCGGAGCGCUUUGACCGUGAGCUGCUGCGGGAGCUGGGGAAAAGGGGGGUGCUGGGAACGAGGGGCCCCCCCAGUGCUGCCAAACCCCCACCCGCCGCCCCCCCACCUCCCCUCAUCCCCCAGGGUCCACGCCACGUGGCCGGCCGCCUGGACCCAGGGGCUCCCUGGGGGGAAUUCCUGCUACCCCCCAACCCCCCAGGGCCUGGCCCGCCGCCAGGAACCCCCUGGGGGGGCCAGGGGGUGCCGAGGGGGGGGCAACGGGUGCUGGUGACGGGGCUGCACGCCUGUGGGGACCUCAGCCCGGCCCUGCUUCGCCACUUCGCCUGCAGCCCCGCCGUGGCCGCCAUCGCUUCGGUAGCCUGUUGCUACAUGAAGCUGUCCACCCCGCCGCAGCCCCCGGUUGCCCCUGGCUACCCGCUGAGCUCUUGGGUAGCCACAUUACCGGGCCACGAGCUCUCCUACCGGGCGCGGGAAGCCGCCUGCCAUGCGCUGGAGGAGUACGCGGGGCGGUUGCGCCGGCAGAGCCGCUCCCUACGCGCCCACUGCUACCGCGCCAUCCUCGAGACCCUCAUCCGAGCGGCCCACCCCGGCAUGAAGCACCCAGGGGUGCAGACGGUGAAGAAGGCGCAUGCCCUCAGCUUCCCCCAGUACGCUCGCCUGGGGCUGCCCCGCGUGGGGUUGGAUCCGGCCACCAUCCCGCUGGAGACGGAGGCGGUGGAGGCCAUGCUGGAGCAGCAGCACAAGGUGGUGGCUUUCUUCAGCCUCACCCUGCUGCUGGCUCCGCUGGUGGAGACCCUCAUCCUCCUCGAUCGCCUGCUCUACCUGCGGGAGCAAGGUUUCCAGUGCGCCCUCGUGCCCCUCUUCAACCCCCGGUUCUCCCCGCGUAACCUGGUGCUGGUGGCCGCGCGGAUCCCCCUGGGCACGGUGCUGGCGGGCCUAGAUGAGGACAGCAGUGACGACGAGGACACGGGGGGGGCAGAGCCCCCCAGCCCCUGAUGCCGGGCGCGAACCACAAUAAAACUGAGAUUUAUAACAAAA
Messenger RNA from Falco peregrinus (peregrine falcon), 1693 nucleotides. It is a transcript of the gene METTL25B, whose product is annotated as methyltransferase like 25B. The record is from RefSeq and is a predicted model, not a curated record. Gene Ontology annotation, molecular function: rRNA (adenine-N6,N6-)-dimethyltransferase activity. Lineage: Eukaryota; Metazoa; Chordata; Aves; Falconiformes; Falconidae. Gene Ontology annotation, biological process: rRNA modification.